AUGGAGAUAGCCAAUGGAACCACAGUCCAAGAAUUCAUUUUGCUGGGAUUUAGAGUUGAGUCGCAGAAACAAUUCUUGCUCUUUGUGUUUUUCACCAUUCUCUACAUGCUCACUUUGGCUGAGAAUAUCACCAUUAUCACAGUGGUGUUCCUAGAUAACCACUUGGCCCAGCUUCCCAUGUACAUCCUGCUCAGCAACUUUUCCUGGAUGGAGAUGUGCUAUGUAUCUACCACUGUGCCCCGUAUGCUCUUUGACCUGGCAUCCCAUCAUGGGGUAAUUUCUUUCCAUGAGUGCUUCCUUCAGUUCUACUUCUUCUUCUCAUUUGGCUGCACAGAAACCUUCUUCCUCUCAGCCAUGGCUUUGGAUCGGUAUUUGGCCAUCUGCCAUCCUCUGCGCUACCCACAACUUAUGUCCCGGCAUUCCUGUUAUGCCCUGGUGGGUUCAUGUUGGACUGGAGGCUUCCUGGGCUACAUCAUUCCAGUUAUUUUAAUCUCAAAGUUGUCCUUCUGCGGUCCUAAUGUUAUUGACCACUUUAUGUGUGAUCUUGGGCCAAUUCUAUCCUUGGCCUGCCCUCCUCUUGGGAACAUUUCUACUGUCUGCAAAAUUUUUAUCAAUACUCUGUUUUUAAGCAACAUCUUCUUUGUUGUGCUAUCCUAUGCCUUUGUGAUUCUUAAUCUGAUAAACACAUCUAGCCAAGGCAGUCGAAGGAAGGCCUUCUCCACCAUAUCUUUUCAUAUAAUGGUGGCAACACUUUUCUAUGGCACAGUAGGAGCAAUGUAUUGUAUUCCAGGUGGAGAAAGUCAGUCAGAGGUUGUGAAGGCAGUGACUGUCUUCUACACAGCUAUUACACCCUUCCUUAACCCUCUAAUCUACUGUCUGAGGAACAAUCAGGUGAAAGAGGCUAUGGGCAGGUUGUGGAGGAGAAAGGUAAUAAGGUGA
Molecule: messenger RNA, 939 nt
Organism: Podarcis raffonei (Aeolian wall lizard)
Lineage: Eukaryota; Metazoa; Chordata; Lepidosauria; Squamata; Lacertidae
Product: olfactory receptor 11G2-like
Exons: 1
Coding region: 1-939 (312 amino acids)
Biological process (GO): G protein-coupled receptor signaling pathway
Cellular component (GO): membrane
Molecular function (GO): olfactory receptor activity; G protein-coupled receptor activity
Source: RefSeq, a predicted model, not a curated record